CACUGUUUCUUACACUGAGUACAUUUAUUUGUCGAGUAUUAGAAGUACAAAAAACAACUCUAAACAUUUUAUUAUUAAUGUUGGAUUACGAGUAACUUAAGUUACAAUUGUGUAGAAAUUUUUUUUUACCUAAAACCUAUAAUCAUAUUUGAACUUGUUGUUUUUAGACACGGAAUGAAAUAAAAUAAACAAUUGAAUUAUUGUUACUAAAUGUAGUUUUAGUUUCGUAGUUUGCGACGAUUUUAGAAAGCCCACGUGUUUGUUUGUGUAUAUUAGUUAAAGUGUUAAAGUGUUUACGCACUUCAUGCAGUCUUCAAAAAAAGACAAGGAUACUUCAAUGAGUGACGACAGUAGUGGAAGUGAUUUUGACGACGAUGAAGAUCCUGACAAGAUUGAGGUUCCAGGUGGUGGAAAGGAUCUUGCUACUGCAGCUGAAAUCCCCAGUAUCAAGAAUGAGAAUUCCAGUUUAACAUCGGCUAUCAAAGCUGAGGGGGAUUUUGAAUUUAGCAAUCAGUUUCCCAGUAAAAUACCUGGAGGUCUUGUGACUAAAAAUCCAAAACUUGGUUACGAGAAAAUAAGAUUUGCUGGAUCACAAGGCAACACACAAGUCCAAGGUUAUCAAAAUGUAAACCAAAUGAAUCAAUUAGCUGGAGGUGGUAGUGGUACAAGUAAUAUUGGUGGAUUUUCACAGAAUAUUUCUCCACUUGCUGGCUUUAAUGCAGGAAACAUUCUUCAGCAAGCGAUGGGCAUGGAUAUGAAUGCUUUAAUGGGCAAUUUUAUGGGUAUGGCUGGUAUGAAUAUGGGUGUAAAUCCAUUCCUACAAAUGCUCAAUCAAAGUGGUCUUCACCAAAAUUGGCCAGGAAGUCUCCCAGGAUUUCCAUCUCCAUGGAUGAAUGCAAUUAAUUCAACGAAAAUGAUGCAGCCAACAAUUCACGAAGAAGACGAAGUUGAUGACGAGGAAAUGGGUGUUGCCGAAACGUAUGCUGAUUAUAUGCCAACUAAAUUAAAACUUGGACGUAAACAUCCGGAUCCCGUUGUGGAAACAGCCUCAUUAUCAAGUGUUGAACCAACUGAUGUCUGGUACCGUAUAUCGAUACCUGAGGAAACAAUUAGAGAAGGUACCUUGUCAGCCCUUCAGUUGGAAUCAAUAACAUACGCAUCGCAGCAACAUGAGCAGCUCUUAUCAGAUGGUACGCGUGCGGGUUUUUUGGUUGGUGAUGGUGCUGGUGUUGGUAAAGGUCGAACAAUUGCUGGUAUUAUUUUCGAAAAUUGGAUAAAAGAUAGACAACGUGCCAUAUGGGUAUCAGUAUCGAACGACUUGAAAUAUGAUGCUGAACGAGAUUUAAAAGACAUUGGUGCCUCAGAAAUUGAUGUGCAUCCAUUGAAUAAAUUUAAAUAUGCCAAAAUAUCAUCAGCAGUUAAUGGCAAUGUCAAAAAAGGUGUUAUAUUCAGCACAUACUCGGCAUUGAUUGGUGAAUCAUCACAAAGCGGUGGGAAGUACAAAAGCAGAUUGAAACAAUUACUCCAGUGGUGUGGCGAAGAUUUUGAUGGUUUGAUAAUAUUUGAUGAAUGUCAUAGAGCUAAAAACUUAUGUCCAACUGGUAGUUCUAAGCCAACAAAAACAGGCUUGACCGUACUUGAACUGCAAAACAAAUUGCCAAAAGCUCGGGUCGUCUAUGCAUCAGCAACUGGUGCAUCAGAACCAAAAAACAUGGCAUACAUGGUACGUCUUGGUAUGUGGGGUGAAGGCACACCAUUUCCCGAUUUUCUCGAUUUCAUUGCUGCUGUGGAGAAACGUGGUGUUGGUGCUAUGGAAAUCGUUGCAAUGGACAUGAAAUUACGUGGUAUGUACAUUGCACGACAGCUUAGUUUUCAUGGUGUUGCAUUUAAAAUUGAAGAAGUACCAUUAAACAAAGAGUUCACAAAAAUGUAUGACGAUUCAGUAAAGUUAUGGGUUGAUGCAAUGCACAAAUUUCAAGAAGCUGCUGAAUUAAUUGACGCUGAAAGUCGUAUGAGGAAAACAAUGUGGGGACAGUUUUGGUCCUCACAUCAGCGGUUUUUUAAAUAUCUAUGUAUUGCAUCUAAAGUUAAACACGCUGUAAGUGUAGCGCGUGAGGCUGUUAAAUGUGGCAAGUGUGUUGUAAUUGGUUUACAAUCAACGGGUGAAGCAAGGACCCUUGAACAGCUUGAGCGUGAUGAUGGUGAAUUAAAUGAUUUUGUGUCAACGGCUAAAGGUGUCCUGCAGACAUUAGUAGAAAAACAUUUUCCGGCUCCUGAUCGUAAUCGCAUCCAUCGUUUACUAGGCUUAGAGCCACCAAAACGACCAAUAUCUAUUGUCGAUGAGGAUCCAGUACUAACUGCUGCGAGUGGUAGCAAGAGAAAACCAGUCAGACAAGCUGCCCAGCGAGCUUCCAAAAAAGUACGAGCAUGGUCAUCGGAAGAAGAAAUAUCUGAAGAAGAUAAAAAUGGUGCUAACAACAGUGGUCACAGCUCAGGCUCGGAGUUCAAAGUAUCUGGAAGUGAUUCUGAUGAUGACAAUCCAUCUGAUGAGAGCAACAUGAGUUCAGAUUUCAAUCCGUUUUAUGAUGACAGUGACUCAGACGCUGAUCCAUGGGACAGACGAAAGAAGAAAAAUCCGAAUAGAAAAGUUAAAAAACCAGUAAAAAAACGUCUAAGUACUCAAGACAAAAUACAAUCAAUGUUGGCCGAGAAAACUGCAAAUCAAAGAAAUCACAAGAAAAACGGCGAUAGUAGUGGGUCUAGUUCUAUGCAAAAUCUGUAUUCAAUAAGCAAAUCCAUGAGUGUUGCACCGCCAAGAGAUUCUAUCGAGCGUGCCUGUUGCAUGAAAGAAGAAUUACUUGCACAAAUUGAAAAACUUGGUGAACGAUUACCAGCAAAUACUCUUGAUCAUCUAAUUGACGAGCUUGGAGGUCCCGAAAAUGUUGCUGAAAUGACGGGAAGAAAAGGCAGGGUUGUUCAAACUGAAAAUGGCAUACAGUAUGAAUCACGCUCAGAAGCUGAUGUGCCACUCGAAACUUUGAACUUGACUGAAAAACAGCGUUUCAUGGAUGGUGAAAAAACGGUUGCAAUUAUAUCUGAAGCAGCGAGUAGUGGUAUAUCUCUGCAGAGUGAUCGUCGUGCUCUUAAUCAAAUGCGUCGUGUUCACAUAACUCUCGAGUUACCAUGGAGUGCUGAUAGAGCAAUACAACAGUUUGGUAGAACACACAGAUCGAAUCAGGUCAACGCACCGGAGUAUAUUUUUUUGAUAUCUGAUUUAGCUGGUGAGCGGAGAUUCGCUUCUACUGUUGCCAAACGUUUGGAGAGUCUUGGUGCCUUGACUCAUGGUGAUCGACGUGCGACUGAAACACGUGAUUUGUCACAGUUUAACAUUGACAACAAAUAUGGUCGAUCAGCUCUGGAGGCAACAAUGAGAGCAAUUAUGAACUAUGAUUCGCCAAUCGUGCCACCACCCCAAGACUACAAAGGUGAUUUUUUCAAAGAUAUUGCUGAUGCUCUUGUUGGUGUUGGACUUAUCGUCAAUAGUGAAACAAUGCCUGGUGUAUUGUCACUCGACAAAGAUUACAAUAAUAUGUCGAAAUUCCUUAACCGUAUACUUGGAAUGCCAGUUGACUUACAAAAUCGUUUGUUCAAAUAUUUUACUGACACACUAGCAGCAAUAAUUGCCCAAGCUAAAAAAACUGGUAAGUUUGAUUUGGGUAUACUUGAUCUUGGUACAUCUGGUGAAAAUGUUAAGCGUGUCAAGCUGUACAGAUUUUUGCGAAAGCACGCAACUGGUACAGCACCAACUGAACUCCAUGUUGUUCAUGUUGAGAGGGGCAUGAGUUGGAUUGAAGCCACUGACAAAUAUUCGGAGCUAGUUGGUUCCAAAGAGGGCUAUUAUCUAAGUCAUCAAAUCAGGAAUGGCAAACAGACAGCAAUACUUGCUUGUGCAGUUGAAAAUGGAAAAAAAAAAUCAGAAGGUAAAAAGGAUCAACUUUAUAUGAUUUAUCGUCCCAACACAGGGCUACAAAUGCGACAAGAAUCACUUGGUGAGCUCGAAAAAAAAUACAAAAAAGUAUCGCCCGAUGAGGCGGAACCUCACUGGACGCAACAGUAUGAGGCAUCCUUUGACACGUGCUCACAUGCUUAUUGGCAGGGUAAUUGCAAAAAUAAAUCAGCACUUGGCAUCGAUUGUGAAAUCGGUUUACGUCGACGAUCUUACAACGUUCUUGCUGGUUCGGUGUUGAGUGUUUGGAGUCGUGUUGAGUCGAUACUUGCAACACGGUCUGGUAAUAAUUCUAAAAUGCAAGUCAUACGUCUAAGAACUGAUGAUGGAAUGAAAAUUGUCGGCACAUUGAUUCCAAAAUCAUGCAUGGAACCACUUCGUAAUGCACUGUCUGCUGACGCUGAAAAAACUGAGGAACAAACCUUUUAAACACACUCGUGUCACAGAGAUAACCCAGGACUGAAUAGACUGUAUCGCGUGUGAUAAGCAACGAACUAGAUCUCACCAGAUGAAGACCAUUUACAAAAAUAAUAAUAUAAUAAUAAGAAGAAUAAUAAUGUUAAAGCAAAAAAAAUAACUUCUAUUAAAGUCAAGAAAUUAAACUAAUGUCUGUAGACGGUAAUUUAUUAACAAAAACUAGAAGCAUCAUUUUUUCUUUCAGUUACGAAACGAUAUUGUCUAGUGUACUAUUCGAUUCUCUUCUUUACUGAUAAAUUCUAUUUACAUUUUUUUUUUAUUUUCUUAUUAUUGUAAUAUGAUUUAAUGCCGCCUCGUCAACUAAUGAUAUAUAUCAUAAAUUAUUUUGAAUUCCGUGAACUUGAUAGAAGAAGAAUUAUAAAUAAUCUAGUAUUUUGUUGAGAAAAAAAAAAUAUAGUCGGUGAGGAAUAAAGUCGA
Aphidius gifuensis is the source of this 4900-nucleotide messenger RNA. It is a transcript of the gene sno, whose product is annotated as protein strawberry notch. Gene Ontology annotation, cellular component: nucleus. Lineage: Eukaryota; Metazoa; Arthropoda; Insecta; Hymenoptera; Braconidae. The coding region runs from base 305 to 4435 and encodes 1376 amino acids. The transcript is spliced from 8 exons. The record is from RefSeq and is a predicted model, not a curated record. Gene Ontology annotation, biological process: regulation of DNA-templated transcription. Gene Ontology annotation, molecular function: histone binding; chromatin DNA binding.